Messenger RNA from Opisthorchis viverrini, 204 nucleotides. RefSeq lists its product as hypothetical. The record is from RefSeq and is a predicted model, not a curated record. The annotation marks the transcript as partial. The transcript has a single exon. NCBI's taxonomy places the organism in Eukaryota, Metazoa, Platyhelminthes, Trematoda, Opisthorchiida, Opisthorchiidae.
GUACUUUCGCCGUCGUCAGCUUACUCAUGGCAGAACCAAUAGAACGAUUAUGUGCCGAGACGACCGAAUCAUUUGGUGGGAAUACAACAGGCGCGGACUUCCCCGUACCCGUGUGUUAUGCCCCGGAAGAUCCGAACACUGGGGAAUAUUUUGACUACCGUCCAGUCGUCGCGUUCACCUUGUCUUUUCUUAUCGGCAUUGUCC